Sturnus vulgaris (Common starling) is the source of this 17499-nucleotide messenger RNA. Lineage: Eukaryota; Metazoa; Chordata; Aves; Passeriformes; Sturnidae. The record is from RefSeq and is a predicted model, not a curated record.
AUGCAGCUUCUAUUUUACAUUCAGGACAGUGAUGAUGUUUAUGGCCUAAUAAAAUUCCAUCCUCUGGAGAAUCAGAAGAUUGAAAGUAAUCCAAAGGGACGCUUUUUAUCCUUGAGUUUUUCACGGGAAAGAGGAACAGUUGGAGAUGUGCAGUUGGUUUAUACUGCAAUGUACAUUCCAGCUGGAGCUCUGGAUCUUGAGAGAGCAAAAGGUGGCAUUCUAAAUAUGUCUAGAAGAAGUACUCUCAUCUUUCCAGAAGGAAAAGCACAAACUACUGUAAAUAUACCUAUACGAAAUGAUGCAUUUCUUCAAAAUGGAGCUCAUUUUGUAAUACAGCUGGAAAAAGUUGAGCUGCUGAAUAGAAUUCCUCUUGUGCCACCCGUGAGUCCUAGAUUAGGUGAGAUUCGAAAUAUUUCUUUGAGGAUUACUCCAGAUAUUGCAAAUGGGGAAAUAGGCUUUACUAGCAAUCUUCCAAUUAUUCUUUCUGAGCCAGAAGAAUUGCCUGCUACAGUGGUUCCCAUUGCAUUGCAUCGAGAUGGGACUGAUGGUCAAGCAACAGUGUUUUGGAGUUUGAGACCCUCUGGUCCUAAUCACAAGGCAGUAACACAGGAUGAUAUAAGUCCUUUUAAUGGCUCUGUUGUUUUCUUAUCUGGACAAAGUGAUACUACAAUCAACAUUACUAUUAAAGCUGAUGAUAUACCUGAAAUUAAUGAAACCGUGUUAUUAACUUUGGACAGGGUCAGUGUGGAAAAUCAAAUACUGAAAUAUGGGUUUACUACUUGUGAAAUUACUAUUUUGGAAAAUGAUGAUCCUGGAGGAGUUUUUGAAUUUUCUCCCUCUUCUAGGGGUCCCUAUAGCAUCAAGGAAGGAGAUUCUGUCGAACUGCAGAUUGUCCGCAGCAGAGGGAGCCUUGUCAGGCAGUUUCUGCGAUACACUGUAGAACCACGAGACAAUAAUGAGUUUUAUGGAAGCACAGGAAUUCUGGAAUUUAAGCCUGGGGAAAGAGAGAUCGUAAUUACUCUUUUGACAAGGAUGGAUGGAAUUCCAGAGCUGGAUGAGGCAUAUGCUGUUGUGCUCAGUGGCUACAGUGAAAUGUCAGGCAAGCUGGGAAAUGCCACGAGGGUCAAUAUAACCAUUUUGAAGAAUGAUGAUCCACAUGGUGUCAUUCAGUUUCUACCUGAUGAAGUAUCAGUAACAAUAAAGGAAAGUAAAGGAGAAAUCAUGUAUGCUGCCUCUUUCAGACUUGUAAGAAACCAAGGAAACUAUGACAAUGUUAGUGUGUCCUGGACUGUUGAUCCAGCAUGUACCAAUGACAUCUAUCCAGAACAAGGGACUAUUUUCUUUGGUAAUCUGGAGUCUUCAAAAAAUAUCACGAUUUACUCUCUACCAGAUGAGGUACCUGAAGAGAUGGAGGUAUUCAUAAUCAGAUUAUUCAAUGCCACUGGUGGAGCCAGACUGGGCAAUAUAACCAGUGCAUUUUUACAGAUUACAAGGAAUGAUGAUCCCAUUUUUUUUGCAGAACCUCUGACAGUGAGCAUUACAGAAGGGAGUGUUGCAAACUUUACAGUCCGAAGGAAUGGGUCUGCUGAUGCUGUUGUUGCUGUCCAGUAUAUUACUGUUAAUGGAGAUGCAACAGCUGAAGAGGGAGACUUUGUUCCCAGUGAAAAGGAUGGUUUCAUUCUGUUUGAUGAUGGAGAAAGAGAGCAGACCUUAUCUGUGUAUAUUAAUGAUGAUGAUACCCCUGAAACGGAUGAAGCAUUUUAUAUCUUCCUUUUGAAUUCAACAGGGGAUACUGUUAUCUUUAAUGCUGGAGUGGCUACAGUUAUUAUUGAAGCAAAUGAUGAUCCUAAUGGAAUUUUCUCCUUAGAACCUCUAGAGAAGCCAGUGGAAGAAGGAAAAAGUAAUUAUUUUUUGGUUUUGAGACAUAGAGGACAUUUUGGGAAUGUCUCCGUAACCUGGCAGCUGUUUCAUAAUGAUUCUACACUGAAGCCAGGAGAAGAGUUCUACGAAACUUGUGGGACUGUGUACUUCAUGGAUGGUGAAGGAUCAAAGCCGAUAAUGCUCCAUGCUGUUUCAGAUAAAAUUCCUGAAUUCAAUGAAUUUUACAUUUUAAAAUUAGUGAAUGUUUCAGGUGGAUCUCCUGGUCCUGGUGGACAGUUGUCUGAAACAAGUCUUGCUGUGACUGUGAUGAUCCCUUUCAAUGAUGACCCUUUUGGAGUCUUCGUUAUAGAUCCAGAGAGUCAUGACAGAGAAAUAGUAGAAGAUGUUCUUUCUGAAGAUGAUCUUUCCUAUAUUACAGACUUCACUAUCUGGAGACAACAAGGCACUUUUGGUGUUGUCCGUUUAGGCUGGGAAAUACUGUCCAGUACAUUUCAAGCUGGAUUACCAUCAAUGGUAGACUUUUUGUUGCUAGGAUCAUUUCCAACUUCAGUACAAUCUCAGCCACACAUGAGACGCCAUCACAGUGGAACAGAUGCUUUCUAUUUCAGUGGAAAAGAGGACGCAUUUGGAAUUAUUGGUCUGGAAUACCCAUACAAUGGAAAUACUGCAGUCACUAAUUUUACAUUUUCAGCAUGGUUAAUUCCUAAUGUCAAUACUGAUGGAUACAUAGUUGAAAAGGAUGAUGGUAAUGCGACCUUAUAUUAUGGUGUGAAAAUCCAAACAAAUGAUUCUCAUGUUUCUGUGGUGCUUCAUUAUACAGCAUUAGGAUCCAAUACAACAUACAUAGCCAAAGCAGCAGUCCUGAAAUAUCUGGAUGAAAGUACUUGGGUUCAUAUUCUGAUUACUCUGGAUGAAAGUAUUAUUGAAUUUUACAUGGAUGGAAUUCCAAUUCUAGGAGGAAUUAAGAGCCUUAAAGGAGAAGCAAUUGCUGAUGGUCCAGGAAUAGUGAGAAUUGGAGCAGGAAUCAAUGGCAAGAGCAGGUACACAGGUUUAAUGCAGGAUGUAAGGCUUUAUGAGAGAAAACUGACACAAGCAGAGAUCUAUGAGCUCCAUAUAACUCCUGCAAAGAGUGAUCUACACCCUGUCUCUGGGUAUUUGGAGUAUCUGCAAGGAGAAACCAAUAAAUCAUUCAUUGUGUCUGCAAAGGAUGACAAAGAGGAAGAAGGGGAGGAGUUAUUCAUCCUAAAGCUCAUUUCUGUGUGUGGUGGAGCUCGAAUUUCAGAAGAAAACACAACAGCAAGAUUAAGAAUACAGAAAAGUGAUAAUGCUAAUGGUUUAUUUGGCUUCACUGGAGCAUGUAUUCCUGAGACUGCUGAUGAGGGUUCCACUAUAUCCUGUGUUGUGGAGCGUACAAGGGGAGCCCUAGACUAUGUAUAUAUAAAAUACAUUAUCUCACAGGUUGAUUCCAGGGGCAUUAAUUACUCUGUUAGCGAUUUUUCUAACAGCAGUGGCACUAUCACCUUCCUUCCUUGGCAGAGAUCAGAGGUCUUAAAAUUGCAUGUUAUUGAUGAUGACAUUCCGGAGCUAAAUGAAUAUUUUCGUGUGACAUUAGUCUCUGCAGUAUCUGGAGAUGGAAAACUAGGUUCAACUCCUACCAGUGGAGCAAGUAUAGAUCCAGAAAAGGAAACUACUGACAUCAGCAUUAAAGCCAGUGACCACCCAUAUGGUCUACUGCAGUUCUCAUUGGGGCCACCACCUCCACCCAGAGAUGAAAUGAUUCUGCCAGCCUCUGCUGUGCCCCAUAUCACUGUUAAAGAAGAAGUUGGACACAUCCAGUUAUUGGUAGUUCGUGCACAAGGGCUGCUUGGAACAGUUCUUAUGGAUUAUAGGACAGUGCCACUUACAGCUUUCAGUCCUAAAGAUUAUCAGGCUGUUUGGGGCUCAAUGGAAUUUCAUCCUGGAGAAAGAUACAAGUACAUUGCUGUUAACAUCACUGACAAUUCUAUUCCUGAACUAGAAAAAACUUUUAAAGUGGAGCUGUUGUACCCAGAAGGAGGAGUUGCUGAGCUCUUUAGAAAUGAUGGAAGUGGUAGUGGUGAUGGAAACAUGGAUUUCUUCCUUUCAACUGUCCCUCAACAUGCUAGCUUGGGAAUUGCAUCCCACAUCCUUGUGACAAUUGAGGCUUCUGAUGAUGCUCAUGGUGUAUUUGAAUUCAGUGUUGAGUCCCUUUCAGUGAAUGGAACUGAGCCUGAAGGUGGAGAGAGCAAUGUUAUGCUGCAGGUUGUUAGAAGUCACGGGGCUUUAUCUCAGGUGACAUUGCAUUGGAUCAUAAUCUGUGAUUUUGCCAAUGACCUAAUCUCUACAAAUGGGAAUGUAACAUUUGAUGUUGGCCAAGUGAGAGCAAAUAUUACAUUACAGAUUUCUCCUGAUGAUGCUCCCGAAUUGGAUGAGAUGUUUUCAGUUUUGAUCAUCAAUGUCUCCCUUGGUCGUCUUGGAUAUCAUACUAAUGCAACACUAACUAUUUUAGCAAAUGAUGAUCCAUAUGGAGUCUUCAUCUUUUCUGAGCGAAACAGACCAAUAAAAGUUGAGGAAGAAACAAAAAAUGUCUCUCUGACAGUUAUGAGAUGUGGUGGUCUCCUUGGUACAGUAAUGGUGAAAUACAGAAGUAUUGGUGAUGAAGAAAAGUCGCCCUUUCUUCCGCCUGAUGCUGUCAGAGCAAUAGAGGGAAAAGACUAUAUACCCAUUAUAGGUUAUGUGAUCUUCGCAACCAAUGAAAGUGAGGCCACAAUAUCCUUGCCUAUUUUGGAUGAUGAUCAUCCUGAGAGGUCAGAAUCUGUUUUUGUGGAGCUAAGCAGUGUUGUUUUGAUCAAGAAAGUUCAGGAUCGUCCAAUUAUAAAUUCUCCUCGACUUGGCUUUGUGGGUGAGACAAUAGCUCAUGUGAUUAUCAAUGCCAAUGAUGAUGCUUUUGGAACACUUCAGCUUUCAGCUUCAGCUGUGCGAGUUGCUGAAAACUAUGUUGGACCAAUCAUUAAUGUGACCAGAACUGGGGGAAUAUUUUCAGAUGUUUCUGUGAAAUUUAAAGCUAUGCCAAUAACUGCAACAGCUGGUGAGGACUACAGUGUAGCUUCAUCAGAUGUUGUCUUACUAGAAGGUGAGACAAGUAAAGCUGUGCCAAUUUAUAUAAUUAAUGAUAUCAAUCCUGAACUUGAGGAGUCAUUUUAUGUUCAGCUGCUGAACCAAACAACAGGAGGAGCAUUGCUUGGAUCUUUGACGAGGGCAGUCAUAACUAUUGAGGCUUCUGAUGACCCAUUUGGAUCCUUUGUUUUUCAGAAUACCGAAUUCACUGUGGAGGAGCCUGAAUUUGGAUCAGUAACCAUAAAUCUGCCAAUAAUCCGCAAUGCUGGGACACUGGGUAAUGUUACUGUUCAGUGGGCUGCUACCAUUAAUGGACAUCCUGCUGAUGAUGACUUGCAAGCUGCCAUGGGUAAUAUUACUUUUGCCUCUGGGGAAGCCAUUCAGAUGUUGCUGUUGGAAAUCCUUGCUGAUGAUGUUCCAGAAGUAGAAGAAAUUGUCCAUGUAGAAUUAACUCAGGCCUCCAACGGUGGUGCUAUUGGGUUAGAUGGCACGGCAACUAUUGUCAUACCUGCCAAUGAUAAUCCUUAUGGCACAGUUUUCUUUCAUCAAUCCUCAUAUCGAAUUCAGGAGCCACUAGAAAGAAAUUUACUUGCAAAUAUAUCAGUCAGGAGAAGUGGGGGAAGGUUUGGUCAGCUGCAGAUAUUUUACAGCACUUCUGAGACUGACAUUGUAGCUCUUGCCAUUGAGCAAGGUGAGGAUAUACUUGCCUAUUAUGAGUCUCCUGUACAAGGAAUUCCUGACCAGCCGUCCAAGACCAGAGUGAAUGUGUCAGCAGCAAGUGACCCACUUUAUGCGUGUGCAACUCAGUGCCUAAAAGAACAAGCAUGUUCAGCCUUUACAUUUUCCAGUGCCCCUCAGGUUCCUCUCUGCCUCUGGCUGACAACAGAGAUCAGGCCAUUAACUAACAUGUCAGGAUUAUGGACCUACAAGAAAAACAUCAGCAGUACAUCCAUUCUGUUCAGCACACAAGCCAUUGCUGGUAGUGAUUAUGAAUCUAUCACAAGACAGUGGGCCAUCAUGCAGGAAGGGGAAGAGUUGGCAAAUCUCACAGUUACCAUACUCCCUGACAGCCUGCCGGAGCUGGAUGAAAAAUUCACUAUAUCCCUGUUAAAAGUUGUACUAUUGAACAUCUCAACUAGCUUAAAAAAUCAACCAACUAUUGGACAGCCAAAUACUUCCACAGUAAUCAUAAUGAUGAAUGGGAAUGCCUUUGGAGUAUUUAAGAUCUACAGUGUAAGUCCCAAUGCAACAGAGAAAGGUCUGUAUAUUGAAGUAGAAGAGUGCCCUCAGGCCAACGUGCAGCUAAUGAUACACAGGACAGAAGGCAGCCUGGGACAGGUGGCAGUGGAAUGGCGUGUUGUUGGUGGAACUGCUACCCCAAACUUGGAUUUUGUGGGUGUUGGUGAGAUUCUGGUGUUUGCUGAAGGUGAAACAAAAAAGAUAGUCACACUGACCAUUUUAGAUGAUCCGGAGCCAGAGGAUAAUGAAAGCAUCAUAAUCAGCCUGGUGAAUACUGAAGGAGGGAGUAGGAUUCUGCCCAGUUUUGACACUGUCACAGUGGUUAUCCUGGCAAGUGACAAUGCGGCAGGAAUCAUUGGCUUCCAGACAGCUGGAAGGUCUGUUAUUGGUCGUGAAGGAGAACAACUGCAAUUCCAUGUUGUAAGAACUGCCCCAGGUCUGGGAAAUGUUACUGUUGAGUGGAAAAUAGUUGGACAUAACGUACAACAAAAUUUUGAAUACUAUUCUGGAAUUCUCUUUUUCCCUGAGGGGGUAUUGAAUACAACAUUAUAUGUCCACUUGCUAGAUGAUCAUAUUCCAGAAGAAAAAGAAGAAUACCAGAUCAUCCUAUACAACAUCAAAACAGAAGGUGUUUCUCUUGCUGGUGCUGCUGUUUUGGAUAGUCAGGGAUAUGAAGCUGUUCUGACAGUAGAAGCUAGUGAUGAACCACAUGGACUACUGAAUUUUGCUUCUCCAUCUAGGGUAGUUUUACUUCCAGAGGAAAACAGAACAGUUCAGCUUUUUAUUAAUAGAGAAUUUGGAUCUCUAGGUGCCAUCAAUGUUACAUAUGCCACAGUUCCAGGAUUGGUCUCCUUAAGUAACCAGACAGAGGGGACCUUGGCUGAACCAGGAGCUGAUUAUGUAGCUGUUUCUGACUCUGUGAUUUUGGAAGAAGGAGAAACAUCAGCUGCCAUAAAUGUUACUAUUCUAGAGGAUGAUGUACCAGAAGUGCAAGAAUUCUUCUUGGUUAAUUUAACUUCAGUGGAACUUAUCGUGAACCAUUCAACUUCCUCACCACCUAGACUGGAUGUGGAAGGUUUAGCUUCUCAAAUUAUUAUUGAUGCUAAUGAUGGAGUAAGCGGAGUAGUUGAAUGGGAAAGUACCACUUUUGAAGUUAAUGAAUCUCAUGGGAAUCUCACCAUAAUGGCAUAUCGAAACAAAGGAUCUUAUGGAAAUGUGUCUGUGUUUUUUUAUGCCCAGAAUUUGGAGGCACAGCUGGGUUUGGAUUUUAAUGUGAUCUCAAGGACUCUCUUUUUUGCUGAUGGAGAAAGGCAUAAAUCUGUUGUCGUUGUGAUUUGUGAUGAUGAUAUUCCUGAAGGUGUUGAAAAGUUCCAGUUAAUUCUAGCAAAUCCCUCAUUUGGCCUGGAAUUAGGGGAGAACACAACAGCCACAAUUACUAUAUUUGCCAAUGAUGACGGACAUGGAAUUUUGUCGUUCAAUAACAGUGAUCACUUCUUCCUAAGAGAGCAAACAGCUCUCCAUCUGAUGGAAAGUACUGCAGUAUUAAAUAUCAUUAGAGAACCUCCUCAGGGAAUAUUUGGAACAGUGUCUGUUCAGUAUCUUGUAAGUGAGAUUAAUUCUUCAGAACCAUCAGUGGAUUUGACCCCUUCUCAAGGAUACAUUGUGCUGGAAGAGGGAGUCAGAUUUAAGACACUGCGGAUUUCUGCAAUCCUGGAUGAAGAACCAGAAUUGGAUGAGCACUUUAUUGUCACCCUGUUCAAUCCAACUGGAGGAGCCAGACUAGGCACCAGAGUGCAAACUAUGAUUACAGUAUUACAGAACCAGGCUCCACUGGGGCUUUUCAGCAUCUACCCAGUAAUAAAUAGGACAAAUAUCUUCACAGCUGAAGAAGCGAACACUACAGUUUAUUUGAAAGUUUCACGGAGUAAUGGGCUCAACGUGUCUGUGAGUGUUGAGUGGGAGACAUUGUCGGAUACUGCGUUUGGCAUCAAGGGCAGUAUCAGUGUUCUGUCUGUCUUGCAAANCGCUAGCUGGUGUUUCUUUCCAUCGGAAGAAAUUCUGUAUGGUGUGCUGCUGCGCUCACCUCCAGCUGCAUUUUCUACUCUCUACCAGUGGAAAGGAGUUUUUGUUGCCAUCGAGAAUUUCAGUAUGUGGAAUCCUAAAAGCUGUGUGUCUUUCCAAAUCCAUGCCUCUCCUUACCUUGUGAUUACUCAUGGAGGAAGCAGUUGGGGAGCUUCCAAUAGCAGCGUGUAUGCAUUCAUGCCUGGACGCAAACUAUUGAAGUUACAGACCCUCUCUAUUUUGGAUACCACACUUGUCAAACAUUUUGCUAUGGAUGAAGAAGACUAUUUGGUUUUUGUGAGUGAUAACAGCAGUUUCAGUUCCAUCCAGGUUUUCCAGUGGAAUAAAGAUAUAUUUGUGCUACAUCAUCAGCUUCCACUUUACAGAGCUCUGAAUAUUGCUUUGUUUCCCCGAGGAGGCAUUAUGUACUUAAUAGUUUCUUUGUCAAAUACCAGCCAGAAUGUGCUCUUGUACCAAUGGCUGAAUAAUAAGUUUAGGAAUCUUCAUCAGUUACCAGCAAAAGAAAUAAAACAUAUGGAGGCCUGGACUUCUGGAUCUGAUAUAUAUUUAAUUGCUGCAAAAGAAACUGGAAAUUCUGAAAUUUUCAUCUGGGAGACAGGGCAGUCUACCUUCAGACACUUUCAGUCUCUUCCAGUCUCUGCUGUCAGAAACAUCCAUGUUUUCAUGCCUCCUUCAGGUUUAGUUCACAUCCUCCUCUCCAGUAAGGACACAACAGCACUGUACUCCUGGAACUCAGAAGGGAACCAGUUCUCUCUGAUGCUGGAAGCCCCAUAUGCAGAUCAUAUCACUUCCACUACUGCAAGGUCUCUGAACUCCAGCAAGAGUUUGAUUGCCCUUUCCAUAAAGUCAAGCUCCCAGAUUUAUGAGCUGACAACUAUCUCCAACCAGUCAGAUUUUAUACCCAGUUCAGGUGAAUUGAUAUUUGAGCCCGGGGACAUGGAAGUUGUGAUAGCAGUCAAUAUCUUGGAUGACAUCAUUCCAGAGGAGGAGGAAUGUUUUAAAGUGUGGCUGAAAAACCCUAAAGGAGGUGCAGAGAUUGGUGCUCACAGUUUUGUUAACAUAAUUAUUCCUCCCAAUGACAAUGCCUAUGGAGUCAUUGCAUUUGCUCAGAGUUCUUUAUUUAAGCAAAUUGAAGAAAUGGAACAGGACAGCUUGAUCACCCUGAAUAUUGAACGUUUAAUAGGAACAUAUGGACGAGUUACAGUAGAAUGGAUUGCUAAUGGAAGCAUAAGUGAUGUAUUUCCAGCUUCAGGAAUGAUUACUUUUUCAGAAGGUCAGGCCCUGUCCACAAUCACUCUGACAAUUCUAGCGGACAGUGUUGCAGAACUUUCAGAGGCAGUGGAAAUCACACUCACCCGUAUCACCACUGUGGAUGUUCAAGAUUCCACAAAAGGAGCUGUCAUUGAUCCAAAAAGGGCAAGAGCUGUACUUAGCAUUUUACCCAGUGACUCUCCACAUGGUGUGAUUGAGUGGCAUAUGGAGUCUCUCUUUGUUAAAAUCACAGAGCCAGAAGGGCUGGAGAAUUCAACUACUGUUAUUCUACAAAUUGUUCGAGAACAAGGAUUUGUUGGAGAUCUUGCAGUUCAGUUGAGCAGUGCACCGAACUUUGAACUCCCACCUUCCAACCGAGCAACAGAAAAUGAGGAUUAUAUACUGGAAAAGAAAACAGUCAUUAUGGCAGAGAAUGCAACAACAGCUUCUGUCAUAGUCAUUAUUUUGCCUGAUGACAUUCCAGAAUUACAGGAACGAUUUAUAAUCAAUAUUACUGAUGUGCAUCUGAUCACUUCUUCCUCUGGAGGUCAGCCAAGUGUGAAGAGGCUUGGAUUAGAAAUAGCUGAAAUAACAAUUGAAGAAAAUGACGAUGCCAGAGGAAUAUUUAAUUUUAAUGUUACAAAGGAUAUCAAUGGAGCUGUUUCUGGUUAUGAGGUACCACCACCACAGAAUCUAUUGAAACUCCCAGUUGUUCGACAGGCUGGGAGGUUUGGGUCAGCAACUCUGUACUGGGAAGCCAUUCAUUCAACUGCCAGCUUUGAAGACUUCACACCAUCAUUUGGAAACCUUAUAUUUGCAGAUGGGCAGGCUACAGGAGAAAUAGAAAUUACAAUCAUAGAUGACGAUGAAGUUGAAUUCCUUGAGAUAUUCAAAAUUGCCCUGGUGAGGGUAACAGGUGGUGCAAGACUUGGGAAUGACACCUUGGUAACUGUUGCUAUUCCACCAAAUGAUUCCCCUGUUGGGGUAUUCGGGUUUGAAGAAAAGAAUGUAACUGUGAAGGAACCUCAGGCACCUGAUGACUCUGCUGCAGUUGUUUUGCUCAAUGUAAGUCGAAGUCAGGGAGGACGAGGAGCAGCUACAGUGUUAUGGAUUCUUGAGAAAGCAGCCAGAUAUGAUCUGACUCCUCUAAAUGGUACCCUUCAUUUCAGUGAGACUGAGUCCAAGAAGAUGAUUAUUUUACACUCAAUACAAGAUGGUCUGUUAGAGGGGAAUGAAACAUUUACCAUUCAGCUAGUCUCUACUGGUGGUGCAGAGAUAUCUCCUGUACAUGGUGUUGCAACCAUCAUUAUUAUUGGAGAUGAAGGAGCUUCUGGGGUGGUUGGGAUAGCCCAUUCAUCCAAGCACGUUUUAAUUGGAGAACCUUCAGGAAAUUAUAAUGGAACUGCUCUUAUUAGCCUGGUACGUGGCCCAGGGAUUUUUGGGGAGAUCAUAAUAUAUUGGAAUAUAACACCUUCUCAUCAGACAGAAUUUAUUGAAGUAUCGGGGACCUUGACCAUGCGAGAUAGGCAGUCUGCAGCAGUUGUUCUAAUACAGGCUGUAGAUGACAACUGUCCUGAGGAGAAGCAUUACUACCAGUUUCAACUAACCCGAAUCAGUGAUGGAGGUCUCAUAAAUGAAUCUAGCAGCACAGCAAAUAUUACCAUGGCUGCCAGUGAUUAUCCAUAUGGAGAGUUUACAUUUUCUCAUGAACUAUUGCAAACCACAGAGGACGAAAAAUGGGUUAACAUCACAGUUGUGCGUUUCAGGGGAUCCUAUGGCAGAGUGCGUCUUUGCUUUCAGAUAAUAAAUGGGACUGCAGAGGAAGGAAUGGAUUUUUCUCCCACAGUAAGGGAAAUGGUGUUUGAACCAGAAGAGGAAAGUAAAAUUAUUUUGAUUGAAAUUCAUGAUGAUGACUUUCCUGAAGGCCCUGAAAAUUUUUCAUUGAUGAUUACUGAAGUGGAACUCCAAGGAAGUGGAUUUGAUUUUACUGUAAGAGAGAAUGGUCUACAGGUGGAUCAACCUCCAAUAAUAGGAAAUAUCUCCACAGUAUGGGUCACUAUUGCAAAAAAUGAUAAUGCUGAAGGUGUCAUAGAAUUUGAUCCUCAGUACGUCCUUCUACAGGUGGAAGAGGAUGCUGGAUUAAUCAUGAUUCCUGUUUUGAGAAAGCAUGGAACUUAUGGCAAUGUCACAGCUGAUUUUCUUUCUCGAAGUAUUUCUGCAGUGCACGAUGGUGUUGACUAUGUCGUUCAUAAUAAUACUGUAAUUUUUUAUCAUGGACAGAACCAGUCUUUUAUUUAUAUCUCUAUUUUAAAUGAUGAAGAAAGUGAAUUUGCAGAGCAAUUUGAAAUCCAACUGACAGGAGCCACUGGUGGAGCAGUCUUGGGGCUCCACCUCGUAAGCCAGAUCACCAUUGCAAAAAGUGACUCUCCCCAGGGCAUGGUCCGAUUUCUCAACCAAAGCCAAAUUAUACUUCCCAACCCUGAUGCAACUACAACAGUGUCCCUGGUGGUGGAAAGGACUGGGAGGUUGGUGGAGGCGCAGAUUAACUGGGACAUUUUGGGACCCAAUACAGAAGAGAUUUUGUCUCCUCUGAACAGUGACAUUGGUGACCCUGUGAAUGGUUCAUUCUAUUUUGAAGAAGGAGAAGGAGAUCUGAGAACAAUUAAUCUUCAAAUCUAUCCUCAUGAAGAAGCUGAAGUCCAGGAAACUUUCAUUAUUCGACUGAGCCUUAUGAAAGGUGAAACAGAAAUAGAUUCUAAGGCAAACAGCAUUACAUUAAUAAUAGAGAAGUUUGGUGAUCCCAAUGGAAUUGUACAGUUUGCUCCUGAAUCAUUAACUGAGAGUCACUAUUCAGAGCCCUCAGGAGACGAAGGACCACAAAGUAUUACACUGUUUGUCAAACGAAUUCAAGGCAUUCUGGGGAACAUAACGAUUUACUGGGAAAUACAUAGUGAAUCUGACAUCACAGGUGACUUUCUUGAGACAGAGGGAUCUGUUGUCAUUGCUGACCAGCAGAGUGCAGCUGAAAUAAUUAUCUACCUGUUACCUGAUGAUGUUCCAGAACUGGAUGAAAACUAUGAGGUACAGCUGAUUUCAGUGGAAGGUGGAGCAGAUUUAGACCAUGAGAAAGGCAUUUCAAAGAUCACAGUGUUUGAAAAUGAUGAUCCUUAUGGAGUGUUUGCCCUGUACUCUGAUCAGCAGUCAGUAUUGGUAGAAAAAGCACUGGAUCGAUAUGUUCAGAUUAAUGUAACUCGGCAUGCUGGGGCAUUUGGAGAAGUGAUGGUUGAGUACCGUGUCAUAUCCCUUCAUGGCGAAGCACUAAUUGAACCUGAGAAUGAGGUGGGAUUCUUCACAAUAAAGGAUGGUGCCAGCUUUGGAGUAAAAAGGGUGCCAAUAAGUAACCAGGCAUUUAUUUUAUUGGGCUUGAAUUUUACUCUGGAACUGACUAAUGUAAGCCUGGUUAGGGGAAGUGCCAAGGAUGUGCCUAAAAUAUUAGGAAUAGCAAAGUCUGCUGUGCUGCUUAUUCCUGAGGAAGCUGCCAAUUCACAGGUUGGCUUUGAAUCUGUGAUAUUACGACUUACAAACAUUGUAGCAGGGACAGGCCAUGCUUUCAUAACCAGAAGAGGAGUUUAUGGCUCUGUAAUAGUUAGCUGGAAUUCAGGAUGUCCACCAGACCUAGUCACAGACUCUGUUAAACUAGGCAAUAUUACUCCUCCAUUUGGCACUGUUAUGUUUUCCUCUGGGGAGGAAAGUAAAGUGAUUUCAUUUCAGGCUACUCCAAGCCUAAAUAAACCUGAGACAUUUGCCAUCACUUUAACAGCAGUGCACAGCAAUGUGUCUGGUGGAGCUCGCCUGAGAUCAGGAUUCACGAUAGCUAAAAUUGAGCCAAUGGGGAUCUUCCAGUUUGAUCUUAACUCAAGAUCAGUUUCAGUUGAAGAAGAUGUUCAGGUAGUCAGACUACGUGUCCAAAGAUUGUUUGGUUUUCAAAGUAAUCUCACUAAACUGAAAUAUCAGACCAUUCCAGGAAGUGCCAAACCACUAGAAGACUUUAUACCCCUCUACAAUGGAGAAAUUAUAUUUUUACAUUUUCAGACAAAUGCAGUGAUAGAAAUAUCGAUAAUUGAUGACGAUGUGUCUGAAAUACAAGAAUUUUUUUUUGUAAAUUUGACUUCUGUGGAAAUUCUGGAUAUUCAACCUGUGAACCUUGACUGGAGUCCCCGUUUGAAUCCAGCUUUCAGUGUUUCAACAGUUAAUAUCCUUGCUAAUGAUAUUCAUCAUGGAAUACUAAGUUUGGGACCAGAAUUUAUUUAUGUUGAAGAAGAUACAAACAACAAUACCUCCAACACAGCUGUGCUUCAGAUCAGAAGGACCAAGGGGUUUACUGGUAAUAUUAAAAUAACUGUUAAAACCUUUGGGGGAGUGAGUGCACAGAGUGGAGUAGAUUUGUAUCCUUUUGGAAAUGUUUAUGGAAAAUCAAACUUCACAUGGGCAAUGGAAGGAGAAGAUUUUGAAGAACAGACAAUCUCUCUGACUUUGUUGGAUGGAGAAAGUGAAUGCCAGGUGUCCAUAAAAAUUUUUGACGAUAAUGAGCCUGAAGGACAAGAAUCAUUUUAUGUUUUCCUCUCAAAUCCUGAAUAUGGAGCUCAGAUUGUGGAAGGAAAGGAUGAACAUGGAUUUGCUGCUUUUGCAACAGUAAUUAUUGCAGGAAGUGAUCUCCAGAAUGGCAUUUUGGGAUUCAUUCCAGAAGUACAAAGUGGCUUGAUACUUGAUGAAGACUCAGAAAACAGAGAGGUGCAGCUGACUGUUGCACGGCAACCAAACAGGGCUUUUGAAGAUGUAGUGAUCUUCUGGCGUGUGACCUUUAACAAAACAGCUGUUGUCCUUCUGAAGGAUGGCAUGAACUUGGAGAAUGAAUUUGUAUCUGUGCUGGGAGCCACGACCUGUGUGGCAGGUCAAACUAUGUGCAACAUCUCCAUUGAAAUAAAACCUGAUCAUGUACCAGAAUUUGAAACUUAUAUUUUUGUUGAGCUAUAUGCUGUAAGCACAGGAGCUGCUUUGAACAACAGUGCCAGAUUUGCUUUUAUAACUGUCCUGGAAAGCGAUGAUCCUCAUGGUUUAGUGUAUUUUGCUGUGGGAUCUCGAUUUGCUGUGGCUUAUAAGAAGACAGCUUUAAUCAGUCUGCAAGUUCUUAGAGAUUCUAGUACAUCAGUAACCACAAUGGUUAGCUACAGUAUGCAGGAGCUACAAAUACCUGAACCUAUUGGACGGACCUUCAUAUCUCCAGCUGUGGCAGGACAAGAUUUUGCCAGAUCUGAAGGUUUAUUGACUUUUGAACACGGACAGAGAAAUGCAUUCCUGGAUGUGACCCUGACUCCAAAGAUAGGAUCGUUAAACCCAUAUCCUAAGCGUUUCCAGGUUGUGCUUUCUAAUCCCACAGGCGGUGCCAGGGUAGAUGAUGUGUAUGGUAUUUCUAACAUCACCAUUGUCUCAGAUUUAGAUUCCUUGCCAGUUUGGGGACUAAUUGAUCAAUUGCAUCAGCCUCUUGAUGACACUAUUUUACACAGAAUCCUUCAGAAUCUGAAUGCCAAAGUGGCUACAGAAACUACAGAAGAGCAACUUACUGCUGUAGUGCAUAUAAUAGAUAAGGUUACAGGUGUAGGUGAAAAACUGUUACUCACUGAUAAAAGUAGAAGUCUUUUCUAUGAGAUACUCUGUGCUCUGGCAAGCCCAAAACGUGAGGACACACAAGGAUAUAGCCUGCUUGCUGAGGUGACUGAGAAGUUUGCUUUUUCUCUGUUGACUGGGAUAAAGUGUGGAUCACCAGCAGAAAGAGGCAAAAAUAUCCUUGACAGCUGCCCAUAUAUUGCAAUAAUGGCUCACAACUGGUUUCCUCAACAAAUCAAUGGACAUAGAUUUAAUGGAAAAGAUGGGGAUUCUAUUCAAGUACCUGAACAUCUCCUAGAGGUCUCUAUAGUAUUAUCAUCUUCCCAGGAAGAGAACUGUGAAUCUGUACAGUUUACAGAAUACAGCAGUCAGCAAUGGUUCCUUUCUAGAGAUAAAGAACUUGCCCUGAAGAACAAGGUUUUUUCAAUGAGCUUGAAAGGUCGGAGUUCACAACCUUUGAAAGAUAACAAUGAAGUAAUUUAUCGUAUCUAUGCUGAAGGAAGUCAGAUUGUUCCACAGAAGUCUAUAUGUCUCCUCUGGAAUCAAGCUGCUGAAAGCUGGCUGUCUGAUAGCGGGUUCUGCAAAGUGGUUGAUGACACAUCAGAUUAUGUGGAAUGCUCCUGUUCUCAUAUGUCCAUUUACGCAGUUUAUGCCCAAACAGAUAACUUGUCUUCAUACAACGAGGCUUUUUUUUCUUCUGGAUUCAUCUGCAUUUCAGGUUUCACUUUGGCUAUCAUCUCCCACCUUUUCUGCACCAGAUGUGCCAUGUUUGCAGCUAAACUUCUCACUCAUAUGAUGGUUGCUUGUUUUGGUACUCAGGUUUCAUUUCUGGCCUCUGCUUACAUGAGCCAGCAUAUCUCAGAGGAAAGCUGCUUUGCCCUUGCAUCUGUUACUCAUUACCUUUACCUCUGCCAGUUCAGCUGGAUGCUUAUUCAGGCUGUUAAUUUCUGGUAUGUCCUUGUGAUGAAUGAUGAACACACGGAGAGACGCUAUCUGCUUUACUUCCUUUUGAGUUGGGGGCUUCCAGCUUUUGUUGUUAUCCUUCUUCUAAUUAUCCUGAGAGGAAUUUACCAUCACAGCACAGCACAGAUUUAUGGCCUUGUCUACAGUGAUCUGUGUUUCAUUCCAAAUGCCUAUGCUGCUCUCUUCACUGCUGCUCUGGUGCCAUUAAUGUGCCUGGUGGUGGUUUUCGUGGUGUUUAUCCAUGCCUACCAGGUGACUCCUCAAUGGAAGGCAUAUGAUGAUAUUUUCAGAGGAAGAACAAAUGCAGCAGAGAUCCCCUUGGUCUUGUACCUCUUUGCUCUGAUUUCUAUCACCUGGCUGUGGGGAGGACUGCACAUGGCUUACCGGCACCUCUGGAUGUUAGUCUUCUUCAUCAUCUUCAACAGCCUGCAGGGUCUUUAUGUCUUUGUGGUAUAUUUUAUCCUGCACAACCAACUUUGCUGUCCUGUGAAAGCAAGUUACACUGUAGACAUGAAUGGGCAUACAGCUUCAGGAUCCGCGUUUUUCACACAUGGCAGUGGUCUUCCUGCUGCAGGAGGAGAGAUCAGCAAGUCUACACAGAACCUCAUCAGUGCUAUGGAAGAGGUACCUGCAGACUGGGAGAGGGCAUCCUUGCAGCCUGCUAGUCAGGCUAGUGGUGCCUUUAAGCAGAGUCCGCAAAAUGGUAAUGUUUUCCACCCUUCUGGAAGAUUCAGUACCAGCUCAUUAAUUGCUGAUGAGGAAUCACAAGAGUUUGAUGACCUUAUAUUUGCCUUAAAGACUGGUGCAGGUCUCAGUGUAAGUGAUAACGAGUCUUGUCAUGGUAGCCAGGAUGGUGGCAGCAUGGCUAACUCCCAGAUCGUAGAGCUUAGAAGGAUACCCAUAGCUGACACUCACCUCUAACUCCACAGCUUCCUUGAGUUUUUGUUGUUGUGGUUUUUUAUUCAAGUCUCACUAUUUUUAUAUUUGUACUUCCUUUUUCACUAAAACACGAUAUGAAAUUGUAGUAGAAUGCUGUUACCUUUACAGAAUGUUUAACAAAGAAUGUUUGCUUGAGAUUUUGUAUAUCAGAAAAAAAACUGUAAAUUUUUUACAGCUGAUGAGCAUCAGUAGAUACUGUGGCAAUUGGCCUAGAUUUGUAUCUUUUAAGUAGAUGCUACAUUUCAUAAACUGUAGCUUUUUUUAAAUUAACCUGUACAUUAACACUGAUUAAUAAAACAAUAGAGUCUGUUUGAUACAUAUCUGUCUGGUAUUUCUCCUUACUGC